Molecule: messenger RNA, 2055 nt
Organism: Colossoma macropomum (tambaqui)
Lineage: Eukaryota; Metazoa; Chordata; Actinopteri; Characiformes; Serrasalmidae
Gene: ajap1
Product: adherens junctions associated protein 1
Exons: 6
Coding region: 188-1366 (392 amino acids)
Cellular component (GO): plasma membrane; cytoplasmic side of plasma membrane; cell-cell contact zone
Molecular function (GO): beta-catenin binding
Source: RefSeq, a predicted model, not a curated record
CUCGUGCGUGCGCGCGUGGUGCGCGCGGAUCCGGAGCUCUCGCGGAUGCGCGAGCGUAGCAUGUUCGCGUUCAGGCCGUGUGGAGUAAGAGCGCUGAGGUGAAGGUUGGAAAGGAGAGCGAGCGUCGACAUUUGGGGAGUCCAACGUCAAUGGGAGGAGGACUGAUCUGGAAUCGCUGUCGAGAAAUAUGUGGAUAAAACGGUGUAUAGCGCGCAGUUCCAUGGCUGCUUUAAAGCCUUCAGGCCUGCUGGGAUGCAGAAUGUGGAUCCUCUUCGCCCUCGUCCACCUCACUAUGGAUCUGUCCCUGUGUGCUCCAGUGGGACAGGGCCUGCCGCUCAAGUUGCUGCCUCGAUCAGCGCCCCGCAUGCGGCCCCGCCCCCCACCUACCCGGGACGCACCCAGCGCCCAGCACUGGAGGACUCUGGGCUCUUGGCAACGGAGUGUCCCGCCUCCUCCUGUCCCAUCACCUGGGUACAGAGGAGGAGCAGGAUUAUGGGGGUUGGGGUCCAAAUCGCGGUCGCAGAGGCAAAGACGUCAGCUUUGCGAAGGGUGCAGUUCUAAAUCACGCCCCUCAGAGGGUGGGGAGUCUCUGGAGUUCUUGGAGGGGAGUAAAGCCGAUAUCUUGCGGCAUUUGUUGCGCUCACGGAGGCAGCUGAAAUGGGAUAGCUAUGACAAUUCACAGGAAGGGAGGACCACCACGGUGGCCGGAUUUAUCGACUGGGGUCCAACAGGGACGGACGAGGGUGUGGAUGAUGAGGUUAAAGUGAUCCCCAACACCACAGCCACCACAAAAGCCUCCACCACCACCACAACAACUACCAUCACCACCACCACCACACGCAGCCCCCAAAGGACUUACGCGGUGGUCACUACCCCCCAUCCCCGGAGGCUGAGCACCACACAGCCUACGAUUAACCUCGGGGUGACCGUCAAACCACAGAAGCCAUUUGGGGACACACCAGGUCUGGCAGUACAUCAGAUCAUCACUAUCACUGUUUCCCUCAUAAUGGUCAUCGCAGCCUUGAUAACAACACUAGUCCUUAAAAACUGCUGUGCACAGUCGGGGAAUGGCCGCCACACUAGCCACCAGAGGAAGAUCAACCAGCAGGAAGAGAGCUGUCAGAACCUGACCGAUUUCACGCCGGCCCGCGUGCCCAGCAAGGUGGACAUCUUCACCGCCUACAACGACAGUUUACAGUGUUCUCACGAGUGUGUGCGCACCGCUGUGCCAGUCUACACGGAUGAGAUGAUCCAACACACACCCAUUUACAAGACCACGUAUAACGGGAAUAGACCAUCGCCAACUGAAAGGCAGCUAAUCCCCGUGGCCUUUGUAUCUGAGAAAUGGUUCGAGAUCUCCUGCUGAGGGCCUUUUACUACCUGUGGGUCGCUGCAGCUUCCUCAAUUUGGACCCUGGAUCCCAUUGGACAAAAACUCCAGUUCACGCGAUAAGGAAAUAACAAUACAAAACAAAACAAAGGCAAAACAUGACAAAGACCCAAGCAAUUGCAGACAGAAGAGCAGGAACGAACACGCAGCUUUUGUACAAAUGGUGGAUCUCCCUGGACACGGAGCGAAGAUGUUUAUUUUUCUAAGCUGAUCGCAAAGAGAGCAGUGCUACGGUUGCCACUCCAGAUUAUUUUCCAUAGACUUCUGGUCAUUUAGAGAUGAUACAGUAUACUUAGAGUAAAUAUAUUAUAUACAUAUAUUACUGUAUGUGUGGAUGUGUUGGGGAAGAUCACUGCUGCAGACGUUUUGGAGAGAUCUUUUCUGAUGGGGGCUGCUUUUGGUGAAAAAGGGGGGUGAACAGACUUUUCAGAACUAUGUGCCAAUAACGCCAAUAUGUGCCACUUUAUGUACAGAUGGGACGCGUCUGAGAGUUGGUUGAAAACUACAGACAACACGACGAGUCAUUUCUGUGACGGUAUUCUAUAUCAACCCAUUCCUUUUUUUUUUGUAUAGAAAGUACAAAUAUGUAUUUGAAAUAUGUUUUGAAAUAGUUGAACAAAAAAAAUGUGUUGCAGACAUCCAAAAAUAUUUAUAAGGAGCACUAUU